Messenger RNA from Cuscuta campestris, 852 nucleotides. The record is from the annotation of a GenBank genome assembly. Lineage: Eukaryota; Viridiplantae; Streptophyta; Magnoliopsida; Solanales; Convolvulaceae.
CAUCCUUAUUUUAAUGACUAAAUAAUAAAUUUGGAGCUUUUUCAACUGAAUUAACUACCCAUCACCUAUCAUCAGAAGCUAAUCUUAAUUAAUUUGUUUCUAUGGAUGUUGAAACGAAGCCCCCCAUAUCAACAGAGGCAGUGGCAGCUGCUGCCACCAAGCGACCUCGGGAGGCCGACGAAAAUGGCGACUCGUUGAAGAAGGCGGUCGGGGAGGACAACGUAUCGGGUCCGGUCACGGUUGGCCCGAAGAGGUUCGGGUCAUCGGUGGAGAUGUUCCGUUACUUCCACCGGCUUCUGAGUUCAUGGUCUCCCAAUGUCAAUGUGAACAGGUAUGAGCACAUGGUGCUGCUGGAGCUGAUCGGGAAGGGGCACCCGGAGCCGGAGCGGAAGAUCGGGUGCGGGGCGGGCGGGUUUCAAGUCCGCUUCCACCCGAAGUUUAACGAGAAAUGCUUCUUUAUCCUGAGGAAGGACGGGACUACUGAUGACUUUAGCAUCAGAAAGUGUGUGGACAACAUACUCCCCCUCCCAAGAAACACCGCUAAGCGCGGUGGUGGAGGGAAGCGGGCUGGCCGUGGCCGUGGCCACGGCGGCGGUCAGAAUGUGGAGAAAGUCAUUGAAUCGAAUUGAACCGGCCCGAUGAAUACUGCUUUAUUAUAUAUGACAUUGCCCGCAAUCUCAAGGAAAUCUUGCCGUUAUUAUAUGUUGUUUUUUUGUACGGAGUAUUCAUCAUUUCUCUCUAUCCAUAUCAAUCAUACGCGGAGUAAUUUAAUUUUUAUUUUAUUAUUACGUAACGGAGUAUUUUGUUAAACUAUGUGCAAUAAUUAAAUUAUGAUAAAUAAAGGUUAAUUAU